Messenger RNA from Cercocebus atys (sooty mangabey), 3761 nucleotides. RefSeq lists its product as uncharacterized. Bases 1941 to 2369 code for a protein of 142 amino acids. The transcript has 2 exons. Lineage: Eukaryota; Metazoa; Chordata; Mammalia; Primates; Cercopithecidae. The record is from RefSeq and is a predicted model, not a curated record.
GGGCUACCGAACUCCAGCCUGGGCGACAGAGCGAGACUAUGUCUCUAACAAACAAACAAAACCACGAGAUUCUUUUUCCCAGUUUUCAAUUCUGUCCUGAACUCUCUAUCUUAAACAAUACAUAGGUAUGAAAAUUACAACUGGUACAUUGAUUUUAAUAGGGAAGAAUUUAUUUGGAAAGCAAUAAGUUUGUUGUAAACUAUGCCUCUUUCUGGAAAUAUUUACAAUUUUCAAAGAAGUGGCCUUAGCAAAACUGUAAGUACAGCCCUUGAUUUGCAGGUGAACAAAACAGCAGUGCGCAUAGACAUUAACCUAAAUUCAAGUUAGGAUUAAGGUUAACAUUAAGGGGUAAGCAGGACAUAGCACAGUGAUUAAGUGCAUAGGAGCAUUUAUUAACUGAGUGAUCUUGAACAAGUUAUUUAACUUCUGUCUAAGUCUCACUUUCCUCAUCACAAAAGGAAGAAAUAUUUCAUAAAAGUUGUGGAAACUGAGGUAAUAGAGAGAGUACUUUGCACAAUACCAGACACCCAGUAAGGGCUCAAGAAAUGGUAUUGCUGUUGUUAUCCUUGUCUUUAACAAGUGAAUCACAACCAGUUAGUGUCAGAACAGGAUGCAAAGCACUUCUGGAGUAUCUGUUAUUAGUUUAUAAACUGAGUUCCUUAUCCUUUGCAUCUAUCUGGGUCUAAGGAGGCAAGAUCACAUAGCAUUAACGUUUUCCACAAAUGUGGUGUGAUCCAUUGCCUCUCCUCUUCUUUCACCUCCUAGAGCAAGCCUUCAGCCUCUUAGGACGUGUUUUCCAUCAGAAUGUAACUUUGAAGUUGAAUAUUUUAAACUCUGUUGGGAAGGUUCAGACAACGAAGAUAAACAAAGAUUCGGGAAAUGUAAACGGCGAAGAUGCCACGGCUCACGUUACCUGCUUCCUCCUAGUUGGAGUUGAGCUCUUCCUGGAAGUGGUGCACAGUCUGCCAUUUGAUUAGACAUUUCAACAUCAAAGCUGAACAAAAACAUAUAAUCAAUCUGAUCUUAAUUCAAGUGUGCCUACCCCUCCUUGUGAAAAGUAGCCUUGCUUUAAAAAAUAUUUCCCUAGCAGAUCAGGCAUUUAUGAACAACUCCCUAUCUUUUCUGCUUCACUUCCAUCUCAAGUUCUGGUUCACAUAAUUAGACAACACUUACUGAGGGCCCAUUAAGUGGCCGGGCACUGUGCCACAUGCUUUGUUUAUACUUUCUCAUGUAAUUGUCACAACAAUUCUUAGCGGUAUUUUCUCAUCCCCAUUUUACAGAUGAGAUGGAGGCUGGGGAGAGUAAGUCACUUGUCCAGGGUUACAUUGUUAAAAGCUGAGCAAUUAAAACCAAACAGCAGUGGGGACAGGCCCUCAGAAGACAUUUCUACUCCUGGCUUGGUCACUGCUCAGAUAUGUCACAUGUCCUCUGGGCCUCAGUUUCCCGGCUUGAAGAGGAUGCAGCCUCUCCAGAAGUGGCCUUCCACAGCCUGCGACAGCUUCCCAGGGCGGGCGGGCUGCUUUGUUUCCACACUCAGCUGCUCUGGCUGGGGCCUCCCUGGGCUCUGCCCUGUUUUGUUUUUGCUGCUGGACCUACUACAGACGCAACCCUGGCAGCGCAGCCCGGAGCACAGCCGAGGCUUCCUCUUUCUCUCAGUUCCUGGCUGCUUCAGUAUGAACAGAAAAGGUGGGCAGGGGCCAACUGGCAGGAACCUCCGAAAUAGCAGCACAUGAUCCUCCUACGAGCAGCAGAAAGGCCAGCCCGCAAGACCUCGCCGCCUGCCCAACUCUGUCAUUGACUAAGGUUGCUUUUGUCAGUACAGCCGCCAGGGGUUUCCACGCUCAUUCCCCUCCAGACAGGGUGGACAGCUUUGGUGAUAGACAACUGGGAGGUAAAACUCCACAGAGCCAUGCCAGCGACUGACCGCCUAGGGACAGGAGAUGGAGACGUUCAGCUGCAAAGGCUACGGAGGAACCCCCGCAAUUGGAAUCUCUCCAUGUCUUAUGCAGCAUGGAACAUACUCCGGGACCUACCCGGGGCUCUCUCUGGCCACCUCUGAGUGCAAAGGAAAAGAGUGCAGUUCAAGGAAGGCAAUGUGUCUGUCAUCCCACCACAUGCGCACAAGGCCAGUUCCCGGAUCAGCAGGCUUCCUUCACCAGCACGGGCUCUUCAUUAGCAACCACUGGGAGGGAAUGUGUGCGGAGUCAUGUCAAGAUGGGAAGGCACAUGUUCCCAUCUUGAUAGCAGCAGAAAGAAAAACGGCAGCAGAAGGAAAACAGCAGCAGAAAGAAAAACUAGACUCAGAUGGGUUGAGAGGGCAAUGGCAAGCAAUCUUGGUACAUGUCAGCUGCAUCUCAGCUAAGUGCUAGUGAUUUUUUUUUAAGUUAGCACUGCUGAAAAGAAGAAUGACUGUUCACAUUAAUAAUUGCCUUCUUAAAUUUGUAAUGAUGAGAAGCGGGCUAAGGUAGAAGAGGUAAUGUUUAUUUCACUUUGAAGCUUAUAGGUAGUCACACGAGUAUCACAAAAAGAACAGAUACAAUGAAUCAUCUUGCCUUUUACAUGACUGUUACGACACCUGCAACAUCUCUCUUGAAUGUUCCGCCUAGUCACACUCAUAACCGAGGGGAAAAAGAAGACAAAGGUGAAUGCUCAGUUAGCCCCUAACCCUCUCAUUCUAUCUGCUGUUAAUGUUGCCCACAGGACUACCAGCUGCAAGGCUAUCCAUGACCUCCUCCGUCAAGUCCACCCAGACUCUCUGAUCUAAAGCAGCCUUGCCCACUCCAAUACUCUCCAUUACAUUAACUUGGUUCACUUUUCUUCUUCGCUCUUAUCAUGUCUUGAAAUCAUCAUCUUUAUUUUUUUAAUAACUAUGCCACCAUUUGUAAUCCCUCUCUAGAAUGUAAGAGCCACAAGACUAGAGACCUUAGGCUUUUCCCCAGUGUCUCUCCAAAUAUCUAGCACAGUGCCUAGCAUUAGCAGAGUGGAAUAAAUGUUUGCUGAGUGAGUGAACAGAUGUUUCCUUAGGAGUCAAUCUCAAUUUCCAUUUAUCCUCAACGUUUGUAAAUUUUCUCUCUAAUAUAGAGGUCCACCCUCCUUAGACACAAAGGAAUUAUAGUUAUACACUUGCUAUGAUUCCCAGAGUUCACAAAUUUUGAUGCUUCAUCAUUUUAGCCAGUAACUAUAGCUUGAAUAUUAGUGAAAAAUAGAUGGGGAUACAGAUUCUUAGAAUGUGUGCCUUCCCAUCUUGACACUGGAGAAAGGAGAAAUGUUAUUCUAGUGCAUUCUGCUUCACAUUCCAGUUCAAAUUUCAAAACCUUAAAAAGCCUGAAGACUAACUUAGGUUUCAAUUUAAUAUAAUUAUUUUAGAACAACAGUUAUAAUAUUUUUACUGUACAUACAUUCAAUUAUUACUAAGUGCUUUCAUUUCUAUCUGUAAAAGUAUAGUAUAAAAAGUUCACCCUCAUGAAAUCAGACAAAAAUACAAUUGACCCUGGAACAAUGCAGGGGUUGGUGCACUGACUCCCUGUGAAGUCAGAAAUCCAACAAAAAUCCACGCAAAACUUUUGACUCCACAAAACUUAACUACUAAUAGCCUACUGUUGACUGCAAGCCUUACUGAUAACACAGUUGAUUAACAAAUAUUUUGUAUGUUAUAUUAUUAUAUACUGCAUUCUUACAAACUACAUGUAAACUACAAAGAAGAAAAUAAGAAGAGAGAAAGUUUGUUCACUAUUCAUUAAGUGGAAAUGGAUCAUCUUUAU